AAUGCUCUUGUCAACAUCUAAAUUGAGUUCUUCAAAGCUUUAACGAUCUCAAAUAUCAAGUCCUUAGAGAUCAAAUGUCAACUAUCUCAGUUAAGACUUAGACUCUCCAUCUAGAUAAAGAAUAAAGUUACUUUCCGACAAAUGGAAUCACAUCCAAAAUGGAAUUGAUAAGGAUAAAUUAGAAAAAAGGGAAGUUUUAGAAGAAAGAAUUAAAAUAAUAGAAGAUGUUUUAGCAUCAGAAAAACCUAAAGACGAAUAGAAGUUCAAAGUGCUUAAGGAUUCAGUAUUAAAGUUGUAAGAUUCUGCUCAUAACUAAAAGUCUGAAAGAGAGGUUUAAUAAUCUCUUAUAUUAUUUAGGCUUUUGAUGAUAAAAAAGAAAGAGACUUUAGAACAUUAUCUGAUAAUAUUGCUCUUUCAUUUGAAUAGGAAAAGAAUGCAAGAAAUUAAGGAGAAACCAAGCUACAAAAAUAAAUUGAUGAAAGAUUUUCAUAGAUAACAUUGACAAUAACAAGAAAUACACAUUAAUAUGAAGAUAGAAGUCAAGCUAAAAUUGCUGAAGUUCUUUAAUAAAUUUAGAUUGUUAAAAAUUAAUUAGAUUAAGAAAGAAGAUCAAGGUAGAAUUAUAAUUAAUAUAUUUUAAAGAGAAGAAUCUUCAGAAAGUUUGGGUGAUUAGAUAGAUAGUGAAAUAAAUAAAUUUUCAGAUUAAUUAUUAGUAGAGAAAAAAGUAAGAGAAGAAACAUAAGGAAAAAUAUUUAGAAUGAUUGAAGAUGUGCAUGGAAAAUUGUAAUAAGACAUUUCUUUUGAAAGAAGAGAAAGAGAAGCUACAACUGAGGCAUUGUUGAAAUUAUUAGAGGAUGCUUGCAUAAAAAUAGAUAAAAAUUUUAGAUAUUGAUA
Molecule: messenger RNA, 894 nt
Organism: Paramecium pentaurelia
Lineage: Eukaryota; Ciliophora; Oligohymenophorea; Peniculida; Parameciidae
Source: the annotation of a GenBank genome assembly